Molecule: messenger RNA, 1022 nt
Organism: Zonotrichia leucophrys gambelii
Lineage: Eukaryota; Metazoa; Chordata; Aves; Passeriformes; Passerellidae
Exons: 5
Coding region: 293-973 (226 amino acids)
Biological process (GO): B cell receptor signaling pathway; B cell differentiation
Cellular component (GO): external side of plasma membrane; B cell receptor complex
Source: RefSeq, a predicted model, not a curated record
UCCCUGUCCCCAUCCCUGUCCCUAUUCCUGUCCCUUUCCCUCUCCCUGUCCCCAUCCCUGCCCAAAUCCCCAUCCCCAGCCCCCCACCCAUGUCCCCACCUCUCCCCCCUCUCUUGCCACUGUCUGUCCCUGUCACCUCCCCCGUUCACAGGGCCGGAAGCCACAGUGUCACAGCGAGCUGGCCCGGGUGACGCAGGGCCAGGAGGCUCUGGGGACAGGGACAGCGUGGGGCUGGGACCCCUUGGGGACACAGCCCCUAGGAGGGGGUGGCUGGGCUGGCCCCGGAGGGGGGAUGUGGCAGCUCGGGGUCCUCAUCCCCCUCCUUGGAGCGGGCGCCCUGCGGGUGACCCAGGAGCCGGCCGAGCUGCAGGUGGCCGCGGGUGACACGGUGGCCCUGCAGUGCCAGGUGGAGGUGGCCGAGGGCGAGGUCCUGCUGCGGAUGGAGUGGCUGCGGGACGGGGGGCUCGGGGGGCUCUGUGCCACCCGCCUGCGCCUUGGCACGCCCCUGUCCCCGCUCCCCUGUGCCCGCAGUGCCCCGGGGGGGGCACAGCUGGCCUGGCACCCCCCCCGGGCCACCCUCAGCCUCCCGCAGGUGCAGAGCAGCGACAGCGGGCGCUACCUGUGCCGGGUGACCCUGGAGAUCCCGCGGCACGACACGGCCACCGGCAACGGCACCGAGCUCCGCGUCACCCCCGCAGCUCUCGGAGGACAUCAGCCAGCGCUGCUCUGGGCGCUCCUGGCGGGCCUGGGGAGCCUGGGGGGCACCGUCCUUCUCCUGGGGCUGGUCCUGCUCGGCCAGCGCUGCUGUCACAGGAGCCCAGGCGCUGGGCACCCCGACUCGCCCAUCUACCUGAACGUGGGGUCCCCCUGGGCGCGGGGCCCCCCAAAGCCGCCGCCCCCCGAGCCGGAGAUCAGCCCGUACCAGGUGGAGCCGCAGCGGGCACGGGGCCCCCCCCUGCCCCCCCGGCCCUGAGGGCGCCCCACAGCCUCCCCCGGCUCUGCCUUCCUCAGGAAACCCCCCA